UGCAAAAUGGCGGUGAAUGCAAGCAUAAACACAGCUGCCUUUGACUGCCCGUCAUGGGCAGGAAAACCUCCACCUGGACUCCAUCUGGACGUGGUUAAAGGAGACAAAUUAGUAGAGAAGAAAAUAAAUAAAUCUGGUUUGGAAUGACAAGAAGAAGUUGAUUAUUGAUGAGAAGAAGUUCUAUCUGUUUGGGAGGAACCCAGACCAAUGUGAUUUUACGAUAGACCACCAGUCAUGCUCGCGUGUCCAUGCUGCACUGGUCUACCACAGACACCUUAAGAGGGUCUUUCUCAUCGACCUAGACAGCACCCAUGGCACAUUUCUGGGCAGAAUUCGCCUUGAGCCCAACAAACCUCAGCAGGUGCCCAUCGACUCGACCAUGUCGUUUGGGGCGUCCACACGAGUGUACACGCUGAGAGAGAAGCCUCAGACACAGAGCAGCUCGGCUGCAGGAGACAGUAAAGGAGUGGAGGAUGAGGAGCUGAAGGGAUUGCUGGGACUGCCAGAGGAAGAGACAGAGCUGGAGAACCUGACUGAAUUCAACACGGCUCAUAACAAACGCAUUUCUACACUCACCAUCGAGGAAGGAAACCUGGAGAUCCAGAGACCCAAGAGGAAAAGGAGAAGCUCAAGAGUGUCUUUUAGUGAAGAAGAGGAGAUCAUAAACCCAGAGGAUGUGGACCCAUCUGUAGGACGCUUCAGAAACAUGGUGCAGACAGCUGUUGUUCCUAUUAAGAAAAAGAAACUGGAAAGCCACAGCACGCUGGGAUUGGACGAAAGCGUAGCACGUCGGUUACAGAACUUCCCCCUCAGUGCUGGGCUCUACGGCGACCUGCCGCCCACCAGUCACGAGGCAGGCGGACAAGGGGGCGGAGGUCAGGGAGGAGGGGCAUCUGCCAUCAUGGGUGGGAUGCCUCUGCCCUUCCCCAACCCCGCGCCAGAGGUGGAUCUCUCACCCACAACAGUGCAGCCUCCCGCUAUGUUGAACCCCACCCCUGCUCCUGGACCCUAUUCGGCCGAGCCACUCAACGAGCCUCGCAAGAAAAAAUAUGCCAAGGAGGCGUGGCCUGGCAAAAAGCCCACCCCCUCCCUGCUGAUUUAACAUGCCGUUUCGCUACACAACGGGAUAAACACAACCAACAUAUGACAGAUUCGAAGAUUACAUCUUGGAGUUCAUUUGAAGUUAUUGGUUCCAAACUUUAUACUUGCAACAUUUCUGAUACAUACUUCAAAUACAUAAUUCUACCUGUGAGCGGUUGAGCGUACUAUGAGGGUUACUCGUGGUGUGGCGUCUGAAGUUGACACUAUAAACUCUGAUUGUAUCUGUCGGGGAGAGGGGAUAUCACAAAGAAAUAUUUAGUUAUAAUUCCACCCCACAAUUGGAAGGAAAAAAAUUCCGUAUU
Messenger RNA from Rhinichthys klamathensis goyatoka, 1403 nucleotides. It is a transcript of the gene ppp1r8a, whose product is annotated as protein phosphatase 1, regulatory subunit 8a. Lineage: Eukaryota; Metazoa; Chordata; Actinopteri; Cypriniformes; Leuciscidae. Gene Ontology annotation, molecular function: protein serine/threonine phosphatase inhibitor activity; protein binding; mRNA binding. The coding region runs from base 380 to 1102 and encodes 240 amino acids. The record is from RefSeq and is a predicted model, not a curated record. The transcript is spliced from 8 exons. Gene Ontology annotation, cellular component: nuclear speck.